This is a messenger RNA of Herpailurus yagouaroundi (jaguarundi), 658 nucleotides long. Its product is annotated as 5-hydroxyisourate hydrolase-like. Gene Ontology annotation, biological process: purine nucleobase metabolic process. The transcript is spliced from 4 exons. NCBI's taxonomy places the organism in Eukaryota, Metazoa, Chordata, Mammalia, Carnivora, Felidae. The record is from RefSeq and is a predicted model, not a curated record. Gene Ontology annotation, molecular function: hydroxyisourate hydrolase activity. Bases 50 to 475 code for a protein of 141 amino acids.
GCGUCCCAGGACCACCGUUCUAGGGGUGGUGGACGUGGGCGGCUCCGGCAUGAGUUCGGGGGCCGCUCCGCGACUGCGGGCGCUCCAGCGACACCUGGGCUCCUCGGAGGGCAGAGGCAUGGAGCUGGUCAGCAGCCCGCUGACCACGCAUGUGCUGGACACGGCCUCAGGGCUCCCAGCCCAGGGCCUCUGCCUCCGUCUGUCCAGGCUCGAGGACCAUGGCCAGCAGUGGACGGAGCUGAGAAAAAGCUACACCGACUCGGAUGGCCGCUGCCCGGGGCUCCUGCCACCAGGCCCGAUGAAGGCAGGCACCUACAAGCUGUCCUUUGACACUGAGGGCUACUGGAAGAAGAGGGGGCAGGAGAGCUUCUACCCGUAUGUGGAGGUCGUUUUCACCAUCACCAACGAGACCCACAGGUUCCAUGUGCCCCUGCUGCUGAGCCCGUGGUCCUACACCACAUAUCGAGGAAGCUAGUGGCUGAGCCAUCGCCUCCUCUGGACAACUGCUGGCCUGUGAGCAUCAAUCCCAUCCCCACAGCUCACUGGGACACCUCAACAGAGGGCACCAGUUCACACUCCCUGCGGGAGAUUCUGGCCCCCCAAUUUCCAGUAGCCGCUGAGUCUCAGGCGUCAAUAAAGUCAGUGCUGGCAUCUGCAA